This is a messenger RNA of Rattus norvegicus (Norway rat), 3317 nucleotides long. It is a transcript of the gene Tlr9, whose product is annotated as toll-like receptor 9. The record is from RefSeq and is marked provisional. Gene Ontology annotation, molecular function: siRNA binding; pattern recognition receptor activity; interleukin-1 receptor binding. Gene Ontology annotation, cellular component: early endosome membrane; phagocytic vesicle; lysosome. Gene Ontology annotation, biological process: positive regulation of cytokine production; regulation of B cell differentiation; positive regulation of JNK cascade. Lineage: Eukaryota; Metazoa; Chordata; Mammalia; Rodentia; Muridae.
GUCGCUUCCUCAAUUCUCUGAGGGACCCUGGUGCGGAACAUCAUUCUCUGCUGCCCAGUUUGUCAGAGGGAGCCUCUGGAGAAUCUUCCAUUUUCCAUCAUGGUUCUCUGUCGCAGGACCCUGCACCCCUUGUCUCUCCUGGUACAGGCUGCAAUGCUGGCUGAGGCUCUGGCCCUGGGUACCCUGCCUGCCUUCCUACCCUGUGAACUGAAGCCUCAUGGCCUGGUAGACUGCAACUGGCUCUUCCUGAAGUCUGUGCCUCACUUCUCUGCCGCAGAACCCCGUUCCAACAUCACCAGCCUUUCCUUGAUCGCCAACCGCAUCCACCACCUGCACAACCUCGACUUUGUCCACUUGCCCAACGUGCGACAGCUGAACCUCAAGUGGAACUGUCCGCCCCCUGGCCUCAGCCCCUUGCACUUCUCCUGCCGCAUGACCAUUGAGCCCAAAACCUUCCUGGCUAUGCGCAUGCUGGAAGAGCUGAACCUGAGCUAUAACGGUAUCACCACUGUGCCCCGCCUGCCUAGCUCCCUGACGAAUCUGAGCCUAAGCCACACCAACAUCCUGGUACUCGAUGCCAGCAGCCUUGCUGGCCUGCACAGCCUGCGAGUUCUCUUCAUGGACGGGAACUGCUACUACAAGAACCCCUGCAACGGGGCGGUGAACGUGACCCCGGACGCCUUCCUGGGCUUGAGCAACCUCACCCACUUGUCCCUUAAGUAUAACAACCUCACAGAGGUGCCCCGCCAACUGCCCUCCAGCCUGGAGUACCUCCUGCUGUCCUAUAACCUCAUCGUCAAGCUGGGGCCCGAAGACCUAGCCAACCUGACCUCCCUUCGAGUGCUUGAUGUGGGUGGGAAUUGCCGUCGCUGUGAUCACGCCCCCGACCUCUGUACAGAAUGCCGGCAGAAGUCCCUUGAUCUGCACCCUCAGACUUUCCGUCACCUGAGCCACCUUGAAGGCCUGGUGCUGAAGGACAGUUCUCUCCACUCGCUGAACUCCAAGUGGUUCCAGGGUCUGGUGAACCUCUCGGUGCUGGACCUAAGCGAGAACUUUCUCUACGAGAGCAUCAACAAAACCAGCGCCUUUCAGAACCUGACCCGUCUGCGCAAGCUCGACCUGUCCUUCAAUUACUGCAAGAAGGUAUCGUUCGCCCGCCUCCACCUGGCAAGUUCCUUCAAGAGCCUGGUGUCGCUGCAGGAGCUGAACAUGAACGGCAUCUUCUUCCGCUUGCUCAACAAGAACACGCUCAGGUGGCUGGCUGGUCUGCCCAAGCUCCACACGCUGCACCUUCAAAUGAAUUUCAUCAACCAGGCGCAGCUCAGCGUCUUUAGUACCUUCCGAGCCCUUCGCUUUGUGGACCUGUCCAAUAAUCGCAUCAGCGGGCCUCCAACGCUGUCCAGAGUCGCCCCCGAAAAGGCAGACGAGGCGGAGAAGGGGGUUCCAUGGCCUGCAAGUCUCACCCCAGCUCUCCCGAGCACUCCCGUCUCAAAGAACUUCAUGGUCAGGUGUAAGAACCUCAGAUUCACCAUGGACCUGUCUCGGAACAACCUGGUGACUAUCAAGCCAGAGAUGUUCGUCAACCUCUCCCAUCUCCAGUGUCUGAGCCUGAGCCACAACUGCAUCGCGCAGGCUGUCAAUGGCUCUCAGUUCCUGCCGCUGACCAACCUGAAGGUGCUGGACCUGUCCUAUAACAAGCUGGACCUGUACCAUUCGAAAUCGUUCAGUGAGCUCCCACAGUUGCAGGCCCUGGACCUGAGCUACAACAGCCAGCCCUUCAGCAUGCAGGGGAUAGGCCACAACUUCAGUUUUCUGGCCAAUCUGUCCAGGUUACAGAACCUUAGCCUGGCACACAAUGACAUUCACAGCCGCGUGUCCUCGCGCCUCUACAGCACCUCAGUGGAGUAUCUGGACUUCAGCGGCAACGGUGUGGGCCGCAUGUGGGACGAGGAGGACCUUUACCUCUAUUUCUUCCAAGACCUGAGAAGCCUGAUUCAUCUGGACCUAUCUCAGAAUAAGCUGCACAUCCUCCGGCCCCAGAACCUCAACUACCUCCCCAAGAGCCUGACGAAGCUGAGUUUCCGUGACAAUCACCUCUCUUUCUUUAACUGGAGCAGUCUGGCCUUCCUGCCCAAUCUGCGAGACCUGGACCUGGCAGGCAAUCUACUAAAGGCCCUGACCAACGGCACCCUGCCUAAUGGCACGCUCCUCCAGAAACUGGAUGUCAGUAGCAACAGUAUCGUCUUUGUGGUCCCAGCCUUCUUUGCUCUGGCGGUAGAGCUAAAAGAGGUCAACCUCAGCCAUAACAUCCUCAAGACUGUGGAUCGCUCCUGGUUUGGGCCCAUUGUGAUGAACCUGACGGUUCUAGACGUGAGCAGCAACCCUCUGCAUUGUGCCUGCGGCGCACCCUUUGUAGACUUACUGCUGGAAGUGCAGACCAAGGUGCCUGGCCUGGCUAACGGUGUGAAGUGUGGCAGUCCCCGCCAGCUGCAGGGCCGCAGCAUCUUUGCGCAAGACCUGCGGCUGUGCCUGGAUGACGUCCUUUCUCGGGACUGCUUUGGCCUUUCACUCCUGGCUGUGGCCGUGGGCACGGUGUUGCCUUUACUGCAGCAUCUCUGCGGCUGGGACGUCUGGUACUGUUUCCAUCUGUGCCUGGCAUGGCUACCUUUGCUGACCCGUGGCCGGCGCAGCGCCCAAGCUCUCCCUUAUGAUGCCUUCGUGGUGUUCGAUAAGGCGCAGAGCGCGGUUGCUGACUGGGUGUAUAACGAGCUUCGAGUGCGGCUAGAGGAGCGGCGCGGUCGCCGAGCCCUACGCUUGUGUCUGGAGGACCGAGAUUGGCUGCCUGGCCAGACACUCUUCGAGAACCUCUGGGCCUCCAUCUAUGGCAGCCGCAAGACUCUGUUUGUGCUGGCCCACACGGACAAGGUCAGUGGCCUCCUGCGCACCAGCUUCCUGCUGGCUCAGCAGCGCCUGCUGGAGGACCGCAAGGACGUGGUGGUGUUGGUGAUCCUGCGCCCUGAUGCCCACCGCUCCCGCUACGUGCGACUGCGCCAGCGCCUCUGCCGCCAGAGUGUGCUCUUCUGGCCCCAUCAGCCCAACGGGCAGGGCAGCUUCUGGGCCCAGCUGAGUACAGCCCUGACUAGGGACAACCACCACUUCUAUAACCGGAACUUCUGCCGGGGACCUACAGCAGAAUAGCUCAGAGCGAGCGACAGCUGCAUCUUCACGCCUGGUCACCGGGUUGCUCUGCCUGCCUUGCUCUGUCUUAUAUUGUCAUAUAUUGGCAAGUGUGCAAUAUAUGCUACUAAGCCACCAGG